This is a messenger RNA of Desarmillaria tabescens, 639 nucleotides long. RefSeq lists its product as uncharacterized. The record is from RefSeq and is a predicted model, not a curated record. The annotation marks the transcript as partial. The transcript is spliced from 2 exons. NCBI's taxonomy places the organism in Eukaryota, Fungi, Basidiomycota, Agaricomycetes, Agaricales, Physalacriaceae.
AUGGGAACCCAAGGAAACGAUCCCUUUGACUACGAACAGAAGCUCCCGGAGGAUAAGCAAUAUGAAGAACUGGGCCCAGCAGCUCGUGUAUGGAGAACAUUCCUCGAAGAAUGUGCAGCGUUCGACCGUGAAUUGGUGGAAGGAUGGAAGGAUAGCCUAGAUGUGUUGCUCGUCUUUGCCGGUCUGUUCUCAGCUGUGGUUACCACCUUCGUCGUGCAAACAUCGCAAAGUUUACAGCUCGACUAUACCCUGGUUACGGCGUCACUUCUGUACGAACUUGUUAAUGUCCAACGGGCGGCUGCAAACGGUACACUUGUAGACAGCAUCCCUCGCUCGGGUCUCACGCCUUUUUCUGAUUUUCGACCAGCGACAUCCGACUCAUGGAUCAACGGGCUCUGGUUCACAAGUCUCUCUCUCAGUCUCGCCACCGCGCUGGUCGCGGUGCUAACGAAGCAAUGGAUUCAUCAAUACAUGUCCGUUCCGUCUGGAACGCCUCGCGACCGUUGUCGCGUACGUCAAUUCCGAUACAUGGGCCUCCAAGAGUGGAGCGUGCCCUUCAUUAUUGGAUUCCUUCCUGUCCUGAUGAGCGCAUCUCUCGGGAUAUUCCUCGUUGGCCUGGUAAUAUUUUUGGUUCCCUUA